CAUGAAAUGAGCAGUUCACAGAUUGACUGAGACACACCAGUACCUCAAAUCCAAGAGAUUCAAAACUUUCAUCCAAGGUAUUUGGAAACUCUUUGCUGGAAAGAAUGAUGAGAAAUAUGUGCGUUCUCAUCCUCCUGCUGCUGCUCCCUCUUCCUCCGGCAGAGCUACAACUGAGAACUAGUCCCUAUAUAGGUCCAUAUGGAAAAAAUAAGAACUACAAGAGAAGAAGUACCUGGACGAGUGUACAGACCUUCUGCAAGAAUCGUUUCACUGACAUGAUCACCAUCCGAGAUGAAGAGGACAAUAAGAACUAUUACAGUGCUCAUGGCUGGAUUGGUUUGUACCGAGAGAACUCAACCUCUGAGUGGAAAUGGUCCAGGAGAGACGAGGUAGCCAACUUCCUCAUCUGGGAAGACGAUCUUCCAGACAAUGGGGGGAACUGUGCGUAUAAGAAGAAUGGAAAGCUUGGAUGGCGCAGAACUUCCUGUGUUGGCUCUCACUAUUAUUUGUGUCAAAACGAAAAACUGGUUCUUGUGAAGGAAGAGAAGACCUGGGAGGAGGCAUUGAUGCACUGCAGGGCUCUUGAGGCGGCAGACCAAAGUAAGCCAGCCUCUGCCUACAACAACCACAGGUAUGACAUGGCAACCCUGCUCACGUCAGAUGACCACAAGUUUGCACAAGAGAAGUCACACAAUGCUACGACUGAUGAGGUUUGGACAGGCCUUCGCUACCUGGCUGGUUAUUGGCUGUGGGUGGGUGGAGAAGACGUUAACAACAACGAUCUUCAAAGUUGCCCCGUUGACGCCUCCUGUGGCGUACUCCCAAAGGAAGGCAGUGAAUUCUACUCCAUUAGAUCGUGCCAUGAGAAACGAAACUUCCUCUGUUACAAGAAGCCUUAAGCAAAUCCUACUCAAUGAACCCCUGACUUAAAAGAAGUCCACCUCUUCCUCUCAGCUUCAUGUUUCAAUUCUGUGAUCAAGCUCUCUCUGCGUAGUCAGGGUCAGGGGAGUGUCCAGACUUUUCUGACUGGGGUGGCUCAACGGGGGCGCUGACUUAUAUAGUGGUGGACUGAAGUGUGACGUGCACCCUUUCAAACCUCACCAAUCAUUUCUACUUUAUAAAACAAGAUAGCAGAAACAUUAGAAUAGUUUUUUAAUGACAGAAAAAGAAGAUUUAUAUGUUUUAAAGUAAA
Messenger RNA from Labrus mixtus (cuckoo wrasse), 1192 nucleotides. RefSeq names its product lymphocyte antigen 75-like. Bases 105 to 899 code for a protein of 264 amino acids. The record is from RefSeq and is a predicted model, not a curated record. The transcript has 4 exons. NCBI's taxonomy places the organism in Eukaryota, Metazoa, Chordata, Actinopteri, Labriformes, Labridae.